UGAGAUGACUGAUUCAAUUUCGAUCUCAAUUUUAUAUAUGUAAAUUUAUUCUAUUUUAAAUUUUAUAUAAUAUUUUUUUAAUAAUAUUGUGUAAUGGGUAAUACGGAUUUCACAUAAAUUCAAUUUUGAAAAUCUUAAUAAAAAAUUUGAUUCACUUAUCGUUCUGAAACUCAAUUUCAAGAAAAAAAAAAAACUUGUUCCUAUCAAAUUGAAAUAGUGAAAUUCGGGGUUUUCUUAUACCCAUAAAUAAGGAUGGUAAUAGGGCAAGAUGGGAUAGACGAACAAUUGUUUUAAUUUCAAUCUCGAUUUUUAUUUUUAUACACUUGAAUUCAUUCUAUUUCAGAUUUUAUAUAAUUAGGGAUAAUAUAGAUUUCACCUAAACCCAGCCUCGAAAAUCUUAAUAGAAAACUCGAAUCACUUCCUACUUCCAAACCCAAUUUUAAAAAAAAAAAAUACUAAAUUGUACCAAAUUGAAUUUAGGGUUUUUUUCCUACGAUUUUUAUGUCCUAAAAUAACAUUACAACAAAAAAUUGAUAGCUCUUCACCUUUUUUGAAGUGGGUUUCAACUUCAAAAAAAAAAAAAAAAACGAAACUUUCUCUCAUGCCACCCUUUUCUUUCACUUUCUCUUACUUUCUUAGCUUCAAUCCCAACAAGAAAAGAAGAAAAAAAAGGGGAUUUUUAUUUCAAUACAAAUGAAGCUCUAUCUUUAUAUCAUUUUGAUUCUAAUAUUGGUGAUGAUAAACCAUGGAAGCUGUGAUUCAACCAUUCAUGUUGGUCAUAGGGUAAGCUUAGCAAUCCCUUUGGAAUAUAAUGAUGGGUUCAUUGGUAGAGCUUUUCUAAUGGACUAUGGUGAUGAUACUAAGCAAAUAGAACCAAGUUUUAGAGUUGCAUUAAGCACUGAAGCUAACAAAGGGAAAUAUUCAUGUUCUUUAGAGGUUUUUCUUGGCGAUGUUAAGGUAUGGAAUUCUGGUCAUUACUCCAAGUUUUAUACCUCUGAUGUAUGCUUCCUUGAACUUACUGAAGAUGGAGAUUUACAGUUGAAGGGUCCUAAAAACCGGAUCGGUUGGCGAACUGGUACUUCGGGACAAGGUGUAGAGAGAUUACAAAUAUUGAGGACUGGUAAUUUGGUACUUCUUGAUGUUUUGAACCAGAUAAAAUGGCAAAGUUUCAAUUUCCCAACUGAUGUAAUGUUAUGGGGACAAAGAUUAGAUGUAUCUACUUGGUUAACUUCUUUCCCAAGGAACACAACAUCAUUCUACACAUUUGAAAUCUUAUACAACAAGGUAGCUCUUUAUUUAAAUUCUGGUAGGUUGAAGUAUUCUUAUUGGGAAUUUAAGCCUUCCAAGAAUAGAAACAUCACAUUUGUUGAAUUGGGUUCUAAUGGGUUAGAGUUAUUCGAUGAUAAACAUAAAAAAAUCGCACAGAUUAUUGCUUCAUGGAAGGUUCAGCCAGUGAGGUUUUUAGCACUGGGGAAUAGAACUGGGAAUUUAGGGAUUUACUUUUAUUCAUCAACCACCAGAAAAUUCGAGGCUUCAUUUCAAGCCCUUAACACCACUUGUGACCUACCUUUAGCUUGUAAGCCUUAUGGCAUAUGUACAUUCUCCAAUUCUUGUUCAUGCAUAGGGCUUUUAACAAAGAAAAGCCAUAUGGUUUCCGAUUGCAACGAAAGGGUUCCGAGCCGUUUCUGCGGCGGAGGAACAACUCAAGUCGAGAUGCUUGAAUUGAACGAUGUUGUUACGGUACUCAAAGAUGCUCCUAAAAGGAUCAAUGUUACCAAGACAACAUGUGCGAAUCUGUGCUUGAACGACUGCAAAUGCGUCGCUGCGUUACAUUCCUAUGGAAAUUAUGAUGACCCAAGCUCCGAACAAUGCUCGCUUUACUAUCUUGUUGCAGGUAUCAAACAAGUUGAAAAAGGGUUAGGGUUGAGUUACAUGGUGAAGGUUCCAAAAGGGACAAGUUACCAUCAUAACAAUCCUAGUGUUAAGAAAUGGGUGUUGAUUGUUGUGGGAGUGGUUGAUGGCUUGAUUAUCAUAUUGGUCUUGGGUGGCCUUGUUUAUUAUUUGGUUCAUAAAAGAAGAAACAACUUACAAGGUACUAACAAUGAUACUUGAUUAUUACCAUGUGAUUCAUUUUUGUUCUUUAUACGAAUUCGUUUAUAUGCGUCUGACACAGAUAUGAAA
This is a messenger RNA of Gossypium arboreum, 2181 nucleotides long. RefSeq names its product G-type lectin S-receptor-like serine/threonine-protein kinase SD2-5. The record is from RefSeq and is a predicted model, not a curated record. Lineage: Eukaryota; Viridiplantae; Streptophyta; Magnoliopsida; Malvales; Malvaceae. The transcript is spliced from 2 exons. Bases 694 to 2112 code for a protein of 472 amino acids.